AAAGAGAGUCAGUCAGGACACCAGAAAAACGGCACGGCACAGAUCACAAGUCGUAUAUACAACUCAUCCUUCCUAGCUAGAUGUCACAUACAUGCAUCAUAGUGCCCGAAAACACACCAACCACUGUCUGUCUUUCUGUCUUUCUGUCUGCACAUUCAUUUAUCUAUCUUUCUGGCGGAUCAGGUCAGGUCAGGUUGCGGCGGCCAGGUCGUCGCGACGGUUGCGAGGAGGGUCACGAAUGCACCUGCGUCCACACGGGCGCCUUAGUGCAUUGCAUGACUCUGUGUGUGUCCAUGUCUGUCAGCUUACAGUUGGAUGUGUCGCUGGAGGCCGUCGGCCGGCACAUGCGCACCGCAGACGGGGCAGCACGGCUGACGCCUCGCACGCUUGCGAGCCGGCUGACCGUCGUCCUGACCACGAGACCCUGCCGCGCUGCUGAUCUCAGACACACCAAAGCCUGACCAGAGCGGGAUCACACAGACAGGUACGUUUGUGUGAAUCUUACGGGUACGUCUGCGCUGUUAUGUUGCGUACCCGUCACCUCAACGAUGUCAUCCGAACCGUCGCGGGCCGCCCUGGCUGCCGCUGCACGAAACGGCAGACAGGCCAGGGAUUGAUGCAGCCGAUGCUCAUGCUUGUGUAUGUGUGUCUGUGGUAGCCACCCACCAGCGAUGAGUGUGUCAGCAGCCGUACUGGAGGUCGCCCCCUGCAUCGCCAUCAGGUCUCGGCCAAGGUGUCUGCUGGUGUGGCGGCCGCUCGUGCGAGUGAUGUCAGCCCCUCUAGCGAAGUGCGCUCUCCGAUAAUAAUCUGAUAGGAUGGAUGAGUGGACGCACAGCAGAGAAGACUGACAGCUGGCAUUGGGGUGUCGACUGGCUGCUACCCCGAUCGGUGAUGGUGAAAACAAUGCCCCUUUUGUGGUGGCCGUUGAGCGGCGCUCUGGCGCCGUGUAUCACAGCCACAUCUGCAGCACACACCAACCGAGCCACCAGACGAACAGUCCACUUCUCUAUCUCCAACGCUUCCCUUCUGUGUGUCGCCUGGCCAGCCCACACACCCACCAGGCGUGCUGCCGUCAGGGAGGAAGUUGGCCCAUAUCACGGCCCUCCCGCGGACGGGCCGGAACCCCUUGUCAAUAACCGGGAAGUAGGUCUCGCCACCGCACCCCUCGGGCAGCGUCGUCAGGUACUGAACGAACGAGUGACAUGCAGCCAAGCAGAUAGACGACCGCACCCACACCUACCACGAGCACUGUGACGAGACUCUUGGUUCCCGGGCCCUGCUGCGCCGUCACAGAAAUGCCCGCUAGAUCAGCGGCAAGGCGUGGCGGGAACUGGGCCAGAUUGCUGUUGCUGAGGCUAGAUACGUCGCCGGUGAGGGACCCAGAGUCAUGAUGGGUGGGUUACGACUGACCACAGAGACCACCAAAACACAGUGCAGCAGGGUGAGUGAGUGGCCAUCCAUCCAUCCAUCCUGUCUGUCUGUCUGUUUGUCUGUCUGCGCACUUGUCCCGGCACGUAGGCGACUCGUGCAGGUCCCGUGACCUACACGUAGACCAGAGGAGGGAGAGCUCACGUAGGCAGGUGAGCCACUCCUCAUGUGCUCACGCUGUUGCGCGAUAGGCCGAUGCACCCUGCCGCCCUCCUGAUAGACCGAACAAGUCAACUGACUGUACUCGUCAGUCUGUGGAAAUCAGCUGGCUGACCUUGCGAGCAUGUGCCCGCCAUGCAUGGCCCCUGUCGGAUGUGCGUCCAUAAUGGCCAGCUCACUCGGCGAGAGGAAGCCAUCGAUGGUGUAGAUGUUGGGCUGCGUGUGAGCCAGCUUGAGGGUCUUGCCGCCUGCAUCAACAGAUGGCGAUCCAGCUGUGCAGCCGGUGCAUCCAUCAAUCCUUGUGUGUGCAAUGUGAAGCCGUCUUACUGAUGGUGAUAGAGGUCUGCGGGUCAGGCGUGUGGAACAGCCGUUCGAACAAAGGCAGCGCCGUAUUGUCCUCCUGCUGCUGCAGGUCCAUCGCCAUCUUGUGGUCUGCAUUUUGCUGCUGCAGCUGCCGCGCCUUCUCGUUCUCCUCUUGCUGAAUCGCUAGGGCCAUCAGGUAGUCUGCAUCUUGCGCAGCAUAGGGGUCGGUGAGCGCCUCCUCGUCGGGCUCAGAGUCGCCCGUGAGAUCGAUCGUGUCGGCCUUGGCGGCGGCACGCUCACUCAUCGUCAAGGGGUGCCCACGCGGAUUUCAGCCAAAAUUCGAACAGGCGAACGGCAGGACG
Molecule: messenger RNA, 2252 nt
Organism: Vitrella brassicaformis
Lineage: Eukaryota; Vitrellaceae
Source: the annotation of a GenBank genome assembly